AUGUUUUUCUUCAAAGAUUUGUCGUUGAAUAUAACGCUUCAUCCAUCAUUCUUUGGACCUCAGAUGAAGAGAUAUUUGAUGACAAAGCUACUACAAGAGGUGGAAGGAACAUGUACCGGUAAAUUCGGAUAUAUCCUAUGUGUUUUAGACUGUGAAAAUAUCGAGAUUGAACGUGGACGGAUUUUGCCUACGGACGGGUCAGCAGAGUUUACUGUUAAAUAUAGAGCUGUGGUAUGGAAACCUUUCAAGGGAGAAGUUCUUGAUGGUAUCGUAUCUAGUUGUACAAACUUAGGUUUUGAAGUGGAAGUUGGACCUUUGUCUGUCUUCGUUUCCCCUUUUUUGAUGCCAGAAGAUUUGACUUUCAACAGUGGUUCCAAUCCUCCAUCAUAUCAAUCAUCAGAACAAAUUAUUACUAAAGGAUCUAGAGUAAGAUUAAAAAUCGUCGGUGCAAGAUCGGAAGUCAACUCUAUUUACGCCAUUGGCAGUAUCAAGGAAGAUUAUUUGGGGGUGAUAUGA
Molecule: messenger RNA, 516 nt
Organism: Kluyveromyces lactis
Lineage: Eukaryota; Fungi; Ascomycota; Saccharomycetes; Saccharomycetales; Saccharomycetaceae
Gene: RPB7
Product: DNA-directed RNA polymerase II subunit RPB7
Exons: 1
Coding region: 1-516 (171 amino acids)
Biological process (GO): transcription initiation at RNA polymerase II promoter; positive regulation of translational initiation; positive regulation of nuclear-transcribed mRNA poly(A) tail shortening
Cellular component (GO): P-body; RNA polymerase II, core complex
Molecular function (GO): single-stranded RNA binding; translation initiation factor binding; single-stranded DNA binding
Source: RefSeq, a predicted model, not a curated record